Messenger RNA from Rhinopithecus roxellana (golden snub-nosed monkey), 2871 nucleotides. RefSeq names its product myotubularin related protein 14 (gene MTMR14). The record is from RefSeq and is a predicted model, not a curated record. The transcript has 18 exons. Bases 144 to 1844 code for a protein of 566 amino acids. Gene Ontology annotation, molecular function: phosphatidylinositol-3-phosphate phosphatase activity. Gene Ontology annotation, biological process: dephosphorylation. Lineage: Eukaryota; Metazoa; Chordata; Mammalia; Primates; Cercopithecidae.
CCGGCGGGACGGGACGGGGCGGGGCCGGAAGUGGAGGUAGAAGGCGGUGGCUGAGGCGGUUCCGGAGGUUCUGGUGUCGGAGUUGGUGCAGGCAGGUGCUAUGGGCCGGCUUGAGGCACACUGACGGAACGCGGGGCUGGGCCAUGGCCGGCGCUCGGGCCGCCGCCGCCACCGCCUCGGCGGGGUCCUCGGCCUCUUCGGGCAACCCGCCGCGGCAGGAGCCGGGGCUUGGGGAGCUGCUGGAGGAGUUCUCCCGGACUCAGUACCGGGCCAAGGACGGCAGCGGGACCGGCGGCUCUAAGGUUGAGCGCAUUGAGAAGAGAUGUCUGGAGCUGUUUGGCCGAGACUACUGUUUCAGCGUGAUUCCAAACACGAACGGGGAUAUCUGCGGCCACUAUCCCCGGCACAUCGUGUUCCUGGAGUAUGAGAGUUCUGAGAAGGAGAAAGACACGUUUGAGAGUACCGUACAGGUGAGCAAGUUGCAAGACCUCAUCCACCGCAGCAAGAUGGCCCGGUGCAGAGGACGGUUUGUCUGCCCAGUAAUCCUGUUCAAGGGCAAGCACAUUUGCAGGUCGGCCACACUGGCUGGAUGGGGAGAGCUGUAUGGACGCUCAGGCUACAACUAUUUUUUCUCAGGGGGUACAGAUGAUGCCUGGGCAGAUGCGGAGGACGUCACGGAGGAGGACGGUGCUCUUCGAAGUGGUGACACGCAUCUUUUUGAUAAGGUCAGAGGCUAUGACAUCAAGCUGCUUCGAUACCUGUCAGUCAAAUACAUCUGUGACCUGAUGGUGGAGAACAAGAAGGUGAAGUUUGGCAUGAACGUAACCUCCUCUGAGAAGGUGGACAAAGCGCAGCGCUAUGCCGACUUCACUCUCCUCUCCAUCCCGUAUCCAGGCUGUGAAUUUUUCAAGGAAUAUAAAGAUCGGGAUUACAUGGCAGAAGGGCUCAUAUUUAACUGGAAGCAGGACUACGUUGAUGCCCCACUGAGCAUCCCUGACUUCCUGACUCACUCUCUGAACAUUGACUGGAGCCAGUAUCAGUGUUGGGACCUGGUGCAACAAACACAAAACUACCUGAAGCUGCUGCUUUCCUUAGUUAACAGCGAUGAUGACAGCGGGCUGCUGGUACACUGUAUCUCAGGCUGGGAUCGGACCCCCCUCUUCAUCUCCCUCCUGCGCCUUUCCUUGUGGGCUGAUGGGCUCAUCCACACGUCCCUGAAGCCUGCUGAGAUCCUCUACCUCACUGUGGCCUAUGACUGGUUCCUCUUUGGGCACAUGUUGGUAGAUCGGCUCAGCAAAGGGGAGGAGAUUUUCUUCUUCUGCUUCAAUUUUUUGAAGCAUAUUACCUCCGAGGAGUUCUCUGCUCUGAAGACCCAGAGGAGGAAGAGUUUGCCAGCCCGGGAUGGAGGCUUCACCCUGGAAGACAUCUGUAUGCUGAGACGAAAGGACCGUGGCAGCACCACCAGCCUUGGCAGCGACUUCUCCCUGGUCAUGGAGAGUUCCCCAGGAGCCACUGGGAGCUUCACCUAUGAGGCCGUGGAGUUGGUCCCAGCAGGAGCGCCGACUCAGGCAGCUUGGAGGAAGAGCCACUCAUCCUCACCACAGAGUGUCCUCUGGAACCGGCCACAACCCUCAGAGGACCGCUUGCCUUCCUACCAGGGGCUGGUAGAAGCCAGGUCUUCCAGCUCCUCAUCCUCAAACCAUUCUGAUAACUUUUUCAGGAUGGGUAGCAGUCCCCUGGAGGUCCCCAAACCCAGAUGGAGAUGGUUAAGGAUUGCCAGAGUUGCAGUGCCUGGCCAGCUGCAGUCCAGUGGCAGCUGCUUGGGGAUAAGACUGGCCCAGUGACCAGUCGGGCUGUCACCUCAGACUAGGAGCCCUUGAUACCAGCCAGCUGGGGGAGCCAAGGCCAGUGAACAUUUUUCUCCACUCCCAAUCCCUGCUCUUCAUUCCUGUUUUUGGGUCCCUACUGGAACACCUCCUGCUGUUUUUGGAUGAAAGAAUAAAGGGUCAAGCAUCAAAGAUGAUGUCCCUCUGGGGACUGGGACCUGGGGUAGCAGGUGGAAGGGCCUUGUUUGAUGUCUCCCUAUCUCCUCCCUCACCCGCACUGGCUGGACUACUGCCCAGGACAGAAGAGGGGGGUUGGCUGUGAGUGGGGAGGAGGCGGAAGCAGUAGAUUCCCAGCACAACUUUCUUCCUCCCACCCCCCAAACCUCCAUCUGAAGAAGGCCUGAUGAAGCUGUCAGGCUGCCUGCCUGAUUCAUCCCUUCCCUCUGGGCAUAGCCACUGAGUCUGCUGGGCUGAUGCUUCUGAAUACAAACUAUGGCACCGCAGAGAAAGGGGGGACUUCAGGACUCCCAUUCCAUCACUCUUCAGUCUAGGUCAUACCCUCCACAAUCCCCAAGAGGCCUGUUCUGUCUCUUCUGAUGGGACUCCUGGGUUCUUUGUUGCCCACCCUGCAAAUCUGCAUGCCAGGAAGCAUGGGUGACCCGGCUGCCGGUACACCUUCAUUUGGGUGCUAGCCUUGCUCCCUUCAUUUGGUGCUGUUGAGAUUGUCCUUGCCAUGUUUGCUCCCAGCACAGGCACACCCUGGUCCCAGGCUGUCGCUCCGAUUCACUCUUACUGCCAUGCUUUGUUCUCGUUUUUUGCUUCCACAGUAAGUCUGCACAAAGUACUGUCCUCACAGCUGAGCUUACCUGGUGAUCUGUUCUUUUUUCUCGGUCACUACUUGUCCAGCUUUUUUUUUUUUAGACUUUUGGAGACAGUGAUUGACAACAGAACCUAGCAGCCAGGGCCAUGCUAGCCCCCCAGUCCCCUCCAGAGCCUGUGUCAGGCAUAUGACUGACUGCAUCCUCUCCCCUCUCUCUCCUCUCUG